Leptomonas pyrrhocoris is the source of this 1511-nucleotide messenger RNA. RefSeq lists its product as hypothetical. NCBI's taxonomy places the organism in Eukaryota, Euglenozoa, Kinetoplastea, Trypanosomatida, Trypanosomatidae. The record is from RefSeq and is a predicted model, not a curated record. The transcript has a single exon. Bases 147 to 1511 code for a protein of 454 amino acids.
GCGAACGCUCUGAUAUCCAACUAUCUGCUUGCUUUAACAAUUAAAAGCGUCUUGUUCUUUACGCUGCGUUGUGAGCUGUUCUGGCAACGUCUCCAGAGCGGACCCCCCCCCCCCAACGCGGUUGGUGUACACUACUGUAGCCGCCGAUGUCAGUCUUCUCAACGAGGAAGCUCUUCCUCACGAGCUUCUCCUCUUCGCCCGCACGGCGAUGUACGUGGCGUCGCAUAACUGACGUUCACAGACAAGCGGUUUCUUCUCUGCAGAGGCAAAGCCGGAGUGCGGCGUCGACCACCUUCUCCCCAGCGCCCCCCUCUGCCGAUGCAGCCGUGGAGUUGUUUGCCACGCGCCUCCUCUCCGCGCCGCACCGCGAUGCCACCCACGUCGCGUACGGCGAUUGGUUUACCCUGUACGUGGGCGUCCGCAAAGGGUGGAAGGCAACGGCGACUUCCAACGCACAGCGUCGUCCAUUGCCCGGCCAGGGAGAACUGCGGCACGACACGCUGAAGCGGUCCAUCGAUGCCCUUUUCUGGACCAGUCUCUUUGCGCGUCAUUGGUCCGAGGUGCAGCUGCACACCACUGUUGCACCUUCCGCAUCGCACUAUCGCUGGUGGUGGCACCCGGAGGCGUCGUGGCAGACGCGGCCCGCUGCGCUGGAGCUGUGCAGCUGCGACUUCCUGACCGAGCCGCUGCUGGGCGGGCGUUACCUGCGCCUGUGGAUGGAGGAUGUGCGGGCCGCUGCGGCUGCGUUAGACGCCCACAGCGCGGCGAACACGGAUGAGAUGCCCACCGUCAUCGUGCCUUUUUCGGCGCUGUGGGCAAUCAAGCGGAGCGCCUACUGGCGGCCCUCGACGCAACAAAGCGAGGCCGCUUCUCCCCCUGGCGCUGCUGUCGCGGCUGCCUCGCCUCUUUCACUUCAAGAGCGGCAAGCGCGACAGGCCCUUCUCCAAACGGUCGAUCAGCUGCUGCAGUUGCAGUGCGACGCGGCGACAAGAAGCGGCCAGCUUCAGCGAAUAUGCGUCCUCUCGCCCACGCAGGAGUGGGACCUCAUGUGUCAAGCACCGCGGUUCCGGCAGGCGCUGAAUUUUCCUGCAAGCACCGUGAUCCCUCCUUCUCCUCCACCGCCUCGGUGGCUCUCCAUUGGGUGCAUGUGUGAGGAGGCAUCUGCGCGGCUCGCGUACUGUGCGCACGCGUUAUACUGGCAGCAACAGCAGCAACAACGUACCUCGUCGGAUGAAGCAUCGCAACUUACGCCUGUUCGCGUCUUGGCCCCGUCCACGGAGCACGCCCGCCUCCGCGCCUACGCUCUCACCUCUGUGCACGAACACUCGCGUGAGAAGGCGGCCCUCGAACACCGCCAGACCGCUCGACAGCAGCGCGCGUCAUCGUCAUCGGUGUCGUCGGCUGCGGCCGCAACAACCGUUCACGGACAAGCCCGCAGAGGCUGCAGUGAUGCUGCUCGCCGCAUGUCUACGCGUGAGGAGAACCUUCGGCAGUCUUUCUCUGUGCGGUGA